GUGUCGUAGCAGUUUCAGUUUGUUUCGCAUCAGUGCUCCUUUACACAAGCCAAACUAUUUUUGUUGUGUUGUUUUAUGUUUAUUUUCCGUUGUGAUUCAAGCGAACGAGGAACAAAGCGAAAAUUAGAAAAGACCAUGAAUAAUUUCUUCUGAAGUAGAAAUUUUACAACGCGAAAAUUUAAUAUAUUUAAUACAAAUUUAAUACGAAUUAAAUAUUGUAAAAGGGAACAUAUGUUGCAACGAAAUUAGAAAUAAAAAAAAUCGAAAAACGAAGUGUUUUAUUCGUAAAUUUGAAGUGGAAGAGAUACAAAAGAAAUAAAAGAGAAACUCCCUUUAAAAUAUUACAGAAAAUUUAAAAAUUGCAUAAAUUAUAAACAUAAUGUCGUCUUUAUCAGCAUCUGCUGAAAAUGUGUCAAGUGCUAUGGAUUCGCACUCACAAGGUGCUGCUGGUUCGUCUGAGGGCGGUUCUUCGAUGUGUCUUGAACUGGCACUAGAGGGCGAGCGAUUGUGCAAAGCAGGUGAUUGCAGAGCAGGAGUGGCAUUUUUUCAAGCUGCCAUACAAGCUGGCACAAAUGAUCUGCGUACGUUAUCUGCAAUUUACUCACAACUAGGAAAUGCAUACUUUUAUCUUGGAGACUAUUCAAAAGCAAUGCAAUAUCAUAAACUAGAUUUAACCUUAGCCCGUUCAAUGAAUGAUAAGUUAGGCGAAGCAAAGUCAUCUGGAAAUUUGGGAAAUACUUUAAAGGUAAUGGGUCGUUUUGAUGAAGCUGCUAUAUGUUGUGAGCGUCAUUUAACAUUGGCGCGUCAGUUAGGCGAUAAAUUGUCAGAAGGUCGAGCGCUUUACAAUUUGGGCAAUGUUUAUCAUGCGAAAGGUAAACAUAUGGGUCAAAGAAAUCCUGGUGACUUUGGCGAUGAUGUAAAGGAAGCAUUAACAAAAGCUGUUGAUUUCUAUCAAGAAAAUUUGAAAUUGAUGCGAGAUCUAGGAGAUAGGGGAGCUCAAGGACGUGCUUGCGGCAAUUUAGGAAACACAUAUUAUUUAUUAGGUGAUUUUCAAGCUGCUAUAGAACAUCAUCAGGAACGUUUACGUAUUGCACGUGAAUUUGGUGAUAAAGCUGCUGAAAGACGUGCAAAUAGUAACUUAGGCAAUUCUCAUAUCUUUCUUGGACAAUUUGAAUCCGCAGCAGACCAUUAUAAGCGUACAUUGGCGCUUGCCAUUGAGUUAGGUGAACAUGAAGUAGAAGCGCAAUCAUGUUAUAGUCUUGGCAACACUUACACAUUAUUGCGCGAGUUUGCAACUGCUAUCGAUUUUCAUCAUCGACACUUAGCAAUAGCACAGGAACUGGGAGACAGAGUAGGUGAGGCACGCGCAUGUUGGUCAUUAGGCAAUGCGCACUCCGCAAUUGGUAAUCAUGAAAAAGCCUUACAGUUCGCCGAUGCGCAUUUGCAGCUGGCUAAAGAACUACAAGAUCCGGUUGGAGAGAGCACAGCACGUGUAAAUAUAUCUGAUUUACGCAAACUACUUGGCUUGCCAGAAGUAGAACACUCUCCAAUUGACACUCGUUCAAGUAAUUCUGAUUUAUCGAAUGCUGGACACCAAUCAGAUUGUUCAGAAAGCUCCCAAGGACGUAUGAUACGUGUACGCCGUCAGAGUAUGGAACAAUUAGAUCUUAUUAAAAUAACGCCAGAUGGCAAACGUGCACAAACACAGGAUGAUAAACAUGUUCAAAAACCACCAACGGUAAAAGGUAAAGCACAAGAUGAUGAUUUCUUUGAAAUGCUUUCUCGAUCACAAUCAAAACGCAUGGAUGAUCAACGUUGCUCUAUAAAAAUUACUAAAAACCCUUCAGUGAAUGCAAUUUCAACAGCUUUAGGUGCCACAAGAAAACCGUUAACACAACAAAACUCUCAAAAUUCAACAGGUAGUGGGGAACUAACAGGAAGUGGUGCAUUGCCAGGAUUAAAAAACACUACUGGUAGUGGUGGAUCAACAUCUGGUCACGGACAUCUAUCAAGAAGUGCUACUACGACACAACAGCCAGAUGAUGCAUUCUUAGAUAUGCUAAUGCGUUGUCAAAGUUCACGUCUAGAAGAACAACGUUCAGAAUUACCACGUUCCAAUAUAACAGAAGAUGCGGAAGCUGCUGCACCAACACGUUCACGUUCAGCACGAGCUGGAAAUAGUAGUGCUGGUGGUACUACAGUGCCAGAUGAAGAUUUCUUUUCGUUGAUCAUGAAAGUUCAAAGUGGCCGUAUGGAAGAUCAAAGAGCUGCUAUACCUUUUAAUACACGUCCAGCUGCCAAUGGAACAGUCGGCAGUGGUGCUAACUCACAAAGCAAUGCAAAUGCUAAUAGUUGUCCAAUAUAAUGAAUAUGUAAUUUAACGAACUGCAAAGUUUUGUCAUUAAUGAAUACAUAACUCGUAUUUGAAUAUAAAGGAUAAUUUCACAUCAAAUACACCUAUAUUUUUCGUUUUAAUGAAUGGGCUGUUCAAAAAACCGACUACUGUAUAUAAAAACACUGUUUCUACCAAUACACAAACAUCGUAAAUUGUACCAAAACUCUUCCAAUGCAUAUUUUAUUAUUAUAUACGUAU
Molecule: messenger RNA, 2593 nt
Organism: Teleopsis dalmanni
Lineage: Eukaryota; Metazoa; Arthropoda; Insecta; Diptera; Diopsidae
Gene: pins
Product: G-protein-signaling modulator 2
Exons: 5
Coding region: 380-2365 (661 amino acids)
Molecular function (GO): GTPase regulator activity; protein binding
Source: RefSeq, a predicted model, not a curated record